Struthio camelus australis is the source of this 963-nucleotide messenger RNA. NCBI's taxonomy places the organism in Eukaryota, Metazoa, Chordata, Aves, Struthioniformes, Struthionidae. The record is from RefSeq and is a predicted model, not a curated record.
AUGGAUUUCUCCGUUUUGCCAAACAACAACCAUCCUGACAAAUUCCUACAACUGGAGGUGAAGUCUUUAGUGAACAACUCUGCCUUCCUCCAAGCCAGCCUGGCAAACUUCCCAGAAGCAGCUUUACCUGGAGUGCAGCGGUGGCACAACAGAAUCUAUUUGCAGGGGGCUGAUGGAACUCCUUCGCUGAAGAAAAUCGAGGUAGGAGAACGAGGGAAAAAGAAAUCCACAGCAGAUAAAAACCAGGUAAACGGGUCCUUACAAAAGAAAAGUGCCCUUCCCCGUGCCGGCAGCGCUCUCCGGGGUGUGUUGCCACGCUUGGCACGACCGGAGGUUAUAAUUCUGAACAGAUUGCUUGCUAAUGUAAUAAUCGCGUUGCUGCCCACUUUCCUCGGCCCUGAGGAGGCUGUUGCGAAACAAUUCUUGCGAUAUCUGGCGGCCUGGAGUUUCUCGAGCCUCUCUGGGUGCGACUUGCAGGGCCAGAAGGGGCGCCAGGGCGGGCGGCUGAGCUCGACUGCGGUCGCUUCGUCGCGCAAAAGAGAAAAGAGAAAUGUCAUGGAGCUGCCUGGCUUGGAAUUGAGCAGGGUCAGCCAAGAAAUGAUAGACAAAGCACUCGGGAAACAUAUUACACCUGUCACCCUUAAAUCCACAAUCAAAAGCAACCCCUUGUACAGUGAUAUCCACGUGGAUGAUGACUGGGAGGAGAAGAAAAAGACUCCUUCCUGGACCGUGCAAGACUUUGACAGGCAUUCGCUGCGCUCCAACUUGGCCAGCAGCAUCAAGGAAAAUCCUAAUGAUCUACAGUUCUGGAUGGGGGAUAUUUAUACUCCUGGGUAUGAUACCUUGUUAAAAAAGAAAGAGAGAGAAAAAAACCAUUCCAAAUGUUGCCGAAUCAUCAUGCUCAUGGUACUAGCUGUUUGCAUCCUGAUUACCAUAGUCUCGCUCAGCGUUUUACUUACUUAA